Messenger RNA from Bufo gargarizans (Asiatic toad), 1409 nucleotides. It is a transcript of the gene HACD4, whose product is annotated as 3-hydroxyacyl-CoA dehydratase 4. Gene Ontology annotation, cellular component: endoplasmic reticulum membrane. The record is from RefSeq and is a predicted model, not a curated record. Gene Ontology annotation, molecular function: 3-hydroxyacyl-CoA dehydratase activity. Lineage: Eukaryota; Metazoa; Chordata; Amphibia; Anura; Bufonidae. The transcript has 8 exons. Bases 240 to 899 code for a protein of 219 amino acids. Gene Ontology annotation, biological process: fatty acid elongation; sphingolipid biosynthetic process; very long-chain fatty acid biosynthetic process.
UCUCCACCCAGUCACUAGCAACACAGUGCAGGUUUGCAGAGUUGUGUGCUUCUCUUUCUUUUAUCUCUGAAAUCUUCAUUCUGCACUUACAUUACAAAGCAAUGAAGGUAGUGACUCCUACUCCUAGGAUGUGAACUGCAUGGAUUCAUAAAGAAGUCACAUCUGCACUUGGAAGGGAGAUCCCCAGGGCACCUCUGCAUAGGAAAAUAUCAAGAAGGGCUUGAGAUACUCCUAAUAGGAUGAAGACUUAUCUUUCCAUCUAUUACCUCAUACAAUUCUGUGGCCAUUCAUGGAUUUUCACCAACAUGACAGUCAGGCUGCUUUUCUUUGGAAAAGAUUCUUUUGCAGAUACAUUCUAUGCAAUUGGGCUAGUAAUGCAAGUCUGCCAGUUACUGUCUGUCCUGGAGCUACUACACAUUCUAAUGGGUGAAGAGCAACAAUCAUUUCUGCCAACAUUGUCUCAGGUAACAGAAAGACUAGUCAUCUUGUUUCUGGUGAUCACCAGCCAAGAAGAAGUGCAGAGUAAAUGUAUAGUGUGUCUUCUCUUCUUCCUCUGGAAUCUGUGGGAUAUUACCAGAUAUCCCUACCUUUUGUUGUCUGCGGUAGGAAUAGAGUACCCAGCUCUAACAUGGCUCUAUAAUACGUUAUGGAUUCCAGUGCACCCGUUGUCACUGCUGGCAGAAGUGUACACAGUCUAUGAAUCACUUCCUUAUUUCGAAGCCCUUGGCACAUUCUGCUACACGAUGUCACUGCCUUUUGCGGUUUCCAUUCACUUCCCUUCCAUUUUAAAAAUAUAUCUGGUUCUUUUACUAGCCGGUGUACUGUACACAUGCAGUCAUCGCUACUCUAAAAGAGAACUCUAUCUGAGGCAACAGAAGUUGAAGCUAAAAGUGAAAUGACAGAAGUACAAAUUAGGAAUGAAUCCCAAGAUUCUCAAAGGAGAGGUUUUCUUUUUCAUCUAUUUUGAGCUUCAUUUCUGUUAUAGGCAACAAAAUGUGGAAGGAAACAAGGGCCUCAUAUGUUCCAACCGUUACACAGGUCUGGGUGCUACUGUGGGUUCUCUUGUUGUGAUGAUGCUGCCUUCAGCUGCAUUGGGGGGAAAUAAGAAAAGUGUAAUCUAGUGUGAGCCUAGUCUUCACAGCAGGACGUCCGGCACACUGGAGAUAUUCAGUAUAAACACAGUCCAAUCUGGACUCAAGUCUCACACUUCCCAUGCUGCAGCUAAACAUCUGUGUAAUAAAAUAUUCUAAGUAUUUCACUUUCUAAAAAACUGAUUUAUUAUUUCACUACAUCCUGUUCAUAUCUUCCAUGUAGAAAGUGCAGCAGGAUGCAUGACCUUCCAUUCUAUUAAAAAGGUUGCCCCACAAAAAAUACUCUACAGUUUUUAAUAAACCAGCACCUGGAUCUGA